Macrosiphum euphorbiae (potato aphid) is the source of this 477-nucleotide messenger RNA. The record is from the annotation of a GenBank genome assembly. Lineage: Eukaryota; Metazoa; Arthropoda; Insecta; Hemiptera; Aphididae.
AUGGAACCAGAACUGGCAGACCUAGUGUUAUCAAUGUGCGGAAUUGUUGCUCGUGAGUGUGCAAAACAAAUUAUUUCUAUUAACCAAAAAAAGAAAAGAAAAAUAUGGGUGCGAGAUUGGGUUGCCAGGCGAAAUAUUUUAGGCGGAUCAAAUACGUUGUUAACGGAGCUCCGAAUGGAACACCAAUCGGGUUUCAUGAACUUCAUGAGGAUGAGCGAUGGUCAUUUUGAUAUUUUAUUAAAAAAAUUGGAAAACCGUAUUCAAAAACAGAACACGUUUUUUAGAGAUGCGAUACCAGCUAAGACAAAGCUGGAAAUCACAUUAAGAUUUCUCGCUACUGGAGAUUCGUAUUCAUCACUACAGUACUUUUUUCGAGUGCCUAAAAGUACCAUAAGUUUGUUUGUACCUGAUGUUUGUAAAGAAAUCUAUAAUGUUUUGGAAGAUUUCAUAAAGGUAAUUUUAUUAAAUUUAUUUUAA